Molecule: messenger RNA, 2058 nt
Organism: Cinclus cinclus
Lineage: Eukaryota; Metazoa; Chordata; Aves; Passeriformes; Cinclidae
Gene: RBM42
Product: RNA binding motif protein 42
Molecular function (GO): mRNA binding
Source: RefSeq, a predicted model, not a curated record
GGUUGAGCAGCGUUCAGUGAUGGCGGCGGCGGCGCCUCCGGGAGCGGCCGGGCCUGGAAUGGUGGCGGGAGCCGGGCCUGGUCCCGCGGUUGUGGCGGCGGGGCCCGGAGCCGGUCCCGGAGCGGCAGCGGGAGGCGGCGGGGCCGCGGCCAAGAGCGGCGAAGAGCGGCUGAAGGAGAUGGAGGCGGAGAUGGCGCUGUUCGAGCAGGAGGUGCUGGGGGCUCCUGGCCCCGCCCCCGGGGAUCCCCUGGCCCCGCCCCCUGUCCUGCGCCCGAUCAUCGCCACCAACACGUACCAGCAGGUCCAGCAGUCCCUCGAGGCUCGCGCCGCCGCCGCCGCCACCGUCCCCCCGUUGGGGACGCCCCCGGUGCCGUUCGUGGGGCCAGCAGUGUCACCGCAGAGGCCGCCCAUCCUGCGCCCGGCCUUCGUGCCACACGUGCUGCAGCGUCCAGCCGGUCCCAGGGGUCCCCUGGCCCUGCGCCCCCCACCAGGGGCCAUGGUGGGGGUGGGGCCCGCCCGGGGCUCCCCCGCCCCCCCCCUGCUGCUCGCCCCUCCCCCACUGCAGAGACCACCCCCCACCCCCCUGGGGGCACCGCUGGGGGGAGCCCUGAGAGCAGCGAGCCCGCAAAACGUCGUUGACGACCCAAAACCCUCGUUUUUCACCCCAAACGCAGACGAUUUCCGGAUUUUUUGCGGCGAUUUGGGGAACGAGGUGAACGACGAGACCCUGGGCCGCGCCUUCGGGCGCUUCCCGUCCUUCCUGAAGGCCAAAGUGAUCCGGGACAAGCGCUCGGGGAAGACCAAGGGCUACGGCUUCGUGUCCUUCAAGGACCCCAACGACUACGUCAGGGCCAUGAGGGAGAUGAACGGCAAGUACGUGGGCUCCCGGCCCAUCAAGCUGCGCAAGAGCCAAUGGAAGGAUCGGAACCUGGAGGUGGUGAGGCGCAAACAGCGCGAGAAGAAGAAACUGGGGCUGAGAUAACCCGGACUGGGAGCAACUGGGAGCAACUGGGAGGGACUGGGAUGGCAAUAAAGAUCCGGUUUAAAUAUUCAAGUCACGCAGCAACUUCCGGUCUUUCCCCACCCUGCUUCCGGUUUCUCCCGCUAUAUUUCCGGUUCCGCCUCCGGUAUCAUCCGGGUUCCAAAAAUAUCCCAUCCCGUGCGAGUCGAGACUUCCGGGUAGAACCGGAAGUUACCCAUAACCACUUCCGGUGGCCAUUCUGCUCCCAAUCAAACCUCUGACGUCACCUCCAUGUCCCACCCACUUCGUGCCCCAAUUUCCACUUUUUUGGCCCCAUUUCCGUACCGGAAGUGACCGCCCGCAGCCGUGCGGGGGCGCUGUCUCCACGGGCGUUGCGGGCGCGCACGAUGACGUCAUAGGACGUGGCCGGGCGGAGCCCCCCCAGCGUGAGGGCGAAACCGGAAGUGAUAAGAGCGGCGGGUGGGGGAGGGGCGUCCGGCCCUUCUGCCCUGGGGGAGGGGACAAGGAGGAAGUGAGGAGGGGCGGGAGCGGAAGUGGGAGAAGUAAGGGGCCGGGAAAAGCUCCGUGGAGAGGGGGGAAAGGGGCGGGGCCAAGAGGGGCCCUGAGAGUGCCGGGGAAGAAAAAAAAAAAAAAACAAAAAAAAAACCCUUCAAAGAACCGGAAGUUGAUGUGUAAGAACAGGAAAUAAUACAAGGAACCCUUAAAGGGACCGGAAGUUGAUAUGGGCAGGGCGGAAGUGAUGCAAUACGGCCCGGAAGUGGCUCCGAAGCAGGACUAGCACCCUCUACCGGAGCAGGAAGUGCUGGGGGAGGCCGCCAUCGAAGCCGGGAUCCCACGCGAGGCUCAGCGAUGUCUCUGAGACCCCCGAGAGCCGCAGGGCCCGGGGAGGAUCCGGUCGGUCUGAGCGGGGGAGAAAUGAUUCCAGUGCUGCCAGUACCCUCCCAUUAUCAUCCCAGUAGCCCCCCAAACCCUCCCAGUGUGAGCCAGCGCCCUCCCAGUGCUUCCCAGUAUCAUCCCAGUCUUUCCCAGUGCCCUCCCAGCAGCCCCAGACCAGCACACCCAGUAACCCCAAAUCU